UCUCCUCUCUCUCCACAAUCGCAGAAACUAUGCUCAUCCUUGCAGGAAAAUUGCUCUUAUGGAUGUUAUGUUUUAUUUUCAUACAUUCAAAUCCUACUACCACCACCUUAGCUCAACCCGAAUUCAUUUUCUAUUACUGCGAAAACGCGGCUAACUAUACUGUAAACAGUACGUACCAAAGUAAUCUCAAUAACGCCCUCCCCGCCCUCCCCACCACCAACAGGGGCCUUGGAUUCUACAAGCUCUCCCUCGGGAAAGGCAAUGAUACCGUGAACUCCGUCGCCCUUUGUCGAGGUGACGUCAACUCAGAUGCGUGUGACACUUGUGUUAAUGACUCCAUUGUUAAAUUGCCACGACUCUGCCCAAACCAAAAGGCAGCAACAGGAUACUACGACUACUGUUUCCUGUCAUACUCCAACGAGAUUAUACUGAAUAACCCACAAAUAAAGUUUUAUAUAUAUAUGGCCAAUGCCCGAAAUGCAACGGAUAUUGAUCGGUUCAAUGGUGCUUUGGCGCCACUAUUGAGGGAGCUGAGAGGUUAUGCCGCCGCUGCCGGUCCCCUUGGGAAGUUUGCCACUGGGAACACGAGUGGUCCAGAUUUCUCCACGAUCUAUGGGCUUAUGCAGUGUAUUCCAGAUCUAUCCGAACAACAGUGCAGUGAUUGCUUGGAGGAUAUAAUCAAUCGAAUUACACUAUAUUUUAAUGGGAGAGUUGGAGGAAGAAUUCUUCUUCCUAUGUGUAAUUUUAGAUACGAGAUAUAUCGGUUUUUUAACGGGAGUGGUCAGGCCAUGUCACCACCAACACCACCAAUUUUACCGCCAUCUCCGUCAAUCCCACAACCAACACCCCCACCAGGCAAAAAGAAUAUCACGACAUGGAUUGUGAUAAUAAUUAUUGCAAUUGUGACCGUCAUUGUCACUUUACUUUUUAUCGUUAUGAGAUUGAGGAAGAAGAAGCAAGCGAUGCCCCCAUUACCUCCCAUAAUUAUUCGGAGUAAUAGUACUACUAGUGUCGGAAAUGUGGACAUUAGCACCAUAGAAUCGUUACAUUACGACUUUAAUAGCGUGAAAGCAGCAACCAAUGACUUUUCCGAAGAAAAUAAGCUUGGACGAGGUGGUUUUGGAACAGUUUACAAGGGUACGUUUGAAGACGGAAACCAAAUAGCAGUAAAGAGGCUAGCAUUGGAUUCGGGACAAGGUGACUUAGAAUUUAAGAAUGAGGUUUUGCUAGUCGCAAAACUACAACAUCGUAAUUUGGUUCGUCUGCUAGGCUUUAGUGUAGAAGGAAGCGAACGACUUCUCAUUUACGAGUUCUUGCCAAAUGCAAGUCUUGAUCAAUUUAUAUUUGAUCCAACUAAACGCAUGCUUCUUGAUUGGGAAAAGCGAUAUGGUAUUAUCAAAGGCAUUGCAAAGGGACUAUUAUACCUUCAUGAAGAUUCCCGUUUAAGGAUAAUUCAUCGCGAUAUGAAGGCUAGUAAUAUUUUGUUAGAUGCGCAAAUGAAUCCCAAAAUUGCUGAUUUUGGAAUGGCAAGAUUGUUUAAAACUGAGGAAACUGAAGGAGAUACAACCCGGAUUGUUGGAACCUACGGUUAUAUGGCACCAGAAUAUGCCAUGCAUGGGCAAUUCUCGAUAAAGUCAGAUGUAUUUAGCUAUGGAAUUUUGGUAUUAGAAAUGGUAACCGGUCAAAAGAACCAAUGUUUUAAGAUCAGAGACAAAAGGGAAGAUCUUAUUAGCUUUGUAUGGAAAAGUUGGAGUAAUGGGACAACAAUAGACAUAAUAGAUCCCACAUUGAAGACAGGAUCAGGUUCAUUGCAUGACAUCAUUAGAAGUAUCCAUAUUGGGUUAUUAUGUAUUCAAGAAAAAGUUAUUGAUAGGCCAACUAUGGCUUCUGUUGCUCUUAUGCUUAAUAGCUUCUCUAUGACACUUCCCUUACCAGCAGAACCUGCUUUUUUCAUGCGAAGUAACUUUGAUCCUGAAGUGCCACUCCUACAGGAGUAUAGUUCUUUAACAGGGACCGGUGGUUUAGGAUCGUCCCAAUAUUCUGUAAAUGAGGUUUCAAUAUCUGAUUUUGUUCCAAGAUAGGUAUCUUGAAUAAACUUGCUAUGAUAUACAUUUAUUUAUGAUUUCCAUUAAGAAACAAUACAUUUAAAAUUA
Helianthus annuus (common sunflower) is the source of this 2153-nucleotide messenger RNA. RefSeq names its product putative receptor-like protein kinase At4g00960. The coding region runs from base 30 to 2081 and encodes 683 amino acids. Lineage: Eukaryota; Viridiplantae; Streptophyta; Magnoliopsida; Asterales; Asteraceae. Gene Ontology annotation, molecular function: protein kinase activity; ATP binding. The transcript is spliced from 7 exons. Gene Ontology annotation, biological process: protein phosphorylation. The record is from RefSeq and is a predicted model, not a curated record.